Messenger RNA from Strigops habroptila (Kakapo), 4651 nucleotides. RefSeq names its product IQ motif containing H (gene IQCH). Bases 92 to 3415 code for a protein of 1107 amino acids. NCBI's taxonomy places the organism in Eukaryota, Metazoa, Chordata, Aves, Psittaciformes, Psittacidae. Gene Ontology annotation, molecular function: protein binding. The transcript has 21 exons. The record is from RefSeq and is a predicted model, not a curated record.
UGAGCGGGGACAGCGUGAGGGGAGGAGCGAGCCGGAGAGGGGGCCCAGCCCUCGCCUCAAGUGCCUUCCCCCCCCCCCCCCGGCGAGGCGGAUGGUGCGGCCCGGCCGGCGCGUCCCGUUGCUAGGGGCGAGGGCGGCGGCCGCCAUGGCCGGGUUCGCGGAGCCGCGGCGGGAGGCGGGAGCCGCCCCGGGGCAGGUGCAAGAAGAACUUUGCAAGCUUCAAGUUAAGAUGAAAAAUACUGACUUGAAAGGAAAUGUAGAAGCUGUGGAUAUCAGUGACCUCGAAACAGCGACGGAAAGAACCGAACUUGGGCUAAGAAAACAUGCUGAAAAUUACUUACAUGCUAUAAACAGACAAGUGUUAACUAUUUCUUCUGCUGGUAAUAAGGAAGUACAUUCAAAAGGGCCCCCUAAAUGGGGCCUUCAUCUUGGUGCUUCUCAGAAACAGCUCAUUGUGCCACGAGUGCCUGUUGGGCCCAUGACUGUGCAGGUGUACAGCAAAUCAGCACUACGCAUGUCUCCAGGGUCACAGCAGGUGGAAAUGGAAAUGAAGAUUAUGCUUCACCCAGAGAACACUCAUAAUAAAGCUGGUUCAAAACAACAGAACAAUGAGACCAGGCUGCCACUUAUAACUAAGAAAAAAUCUGCUCCUAUGUGUAGUCAGAAGACAGUGAAGGGUCAUGCAGGUAGCAGCCUUUGGGGUUUGCCUGCCUUUCAUUACAUGGAUUCUCCCUUACCCCUGUUAGAAGAAGAUCUAAGGAAAGGUGUUCCAAGCCUAACAGAACAAAGACUUAUCCCUCCAGCAGCAAAGAUACCUCCUCUUGUAUCCAAAGCAGCACCUUUCCAUGAAUUUCACAGGCAGCACAAGAAAUCAGCUGUAGGUGAGAUUAGUAGUAGGGUGGAUGCCAAGAAUGCAGACACUGUCACCUUCCCAACCUCAAAGGAAGCAAUUUAUGGCACAUAUUCCUCUAGUAAAGGUAACAUUGCACCACGUCCAUCCAGCAGCUCCAAGCUUUCAGCAGGGAAAUCAAAGCAAGUGUGGACAUAUGCAGUUCAACAGUUGGAACCUGAGCCGCGGAUUCCCUCUCAGACACAGCUCCCACAAACAUCUCCAUGUCAGCCCUUAGAGGAUCCGUGCUUUGAUUGCGACAUGGCUGUUCACCACGGCACGAUAGACCGGACAGCUCCAGGCUUUCUGGCAUUCAAGCAACAUUAUUGUCUGUCUUGGGGGAGCAUUGCCUCUUUUUUGGAGCAGACAGAAAAGCUUCUCCAGGACUAUGCUGUACCACUGGCUACAAUAAACUGUAACAAGUUGGCAGAAGUUGCAUCAGACUUUGAGCGUAAUGAAAAACCCACCAAAAGUGACAUUCUGUCAGUGAUAAAGAAUCAAUCAACUGUGGAAAAGAUCUUAAAUCGACCUGGCCAAAGACACAAAGGCCAGGGAGGCACUGAAAUGGCCGCUACCAAGAUCCAAGCAACAUGGCGAUGCUACCAGGCCAGAAAGGCCUCCAUCCAUCUCAGGCAGCAGCAGUGGGCAUCAGGUGUGAUCGGCUCUUCCUGGCGCUCGUGUAAUCACAUGGCAUGUGUGAAAAAGAGCCUGAAGGAAUCACGUCAGAGACACCUGGAGAGUUUUCACAUCAGGGCCAAGCAUCUGGCAGCCAACUGGAAUCGCAUCAGGACCUCCAGGAGGACUAUUAUCCAUAUCCCAUCAUUAGGAUAUUCCCAGGGCAUCCGUGAGCAUAUUCCUGACCUUGGUCUCCAGCAGAACAUGCAGAUGGGAAGGCUGUGUGACAUACUGGAUGCCAACGUGGACGUCAUCUACAUCUGCCCCCUUCAUCUGAGUGAGGACUUACUGCAGUAUUACAAUAAACUCCUGGGUCUGCAGGCAGCUGUUAGAUCUGGGAACCCCGAGGCCAUGGGUGACCUGCAGGACAGGUUCAGAAUUCUCACCCCUGAAGCUAUAAACAGCUUCCCUGAGCAUCACAUGUGCCUGGCCACGCUGCUGAAGUACAGUCCCAAGACAAUCAAGAGAAUAAGAACUCUUCUCCAGAGCAGAGCUGCCUACAUUGUUGGAGGGGUUCCCCACAACGAUGAUUUAGCUGUGGCUGACAUGCUAAAUGUGCCUAUAUUAGGCUCAGUGCCAGAAGUGGCUCAUCUCUAUAGUACCAAGUCUGGAAGUAAACGCAUUUUUGCCAGUGCCUGUGUGCCAACCCCUCCUGGAGAGUCAGACAUCUACAACAAGGAGCAGAUGAUCAGUGUUCUCAGCAAGCUCAUUGUAGACAAUAUGGAAGUGCAGCGCUGGUUGUUUAAAGUGAAUGAUGAGUGUGGAGGAAAUGGCACUGCCUAUUGUGACAUUAUUUCACAUCUGAAAUGCUACCCCUGGGUGCAAAAGGAACGUCAGCAACACAGCCCUGAGACGUGGAGUGAGAAGUGGGCACACGAGCUAGCUUUGGUGAAGAUCUCCCAGGAGCUGCCGGGCCUUUUAGCACAGCACGUACAGCCAGUCAAUGAGAAACGAUUCCCUACAUGGGAAAAAUUCCUCCAAACAUUUCUUACUCAAGGUGGUGUGAUAGAAGCCUUCCCACUCUCGGAGCAUGUCACCAACCUCACGGUGGAUAUGCUGAUAGAGCCCACGGGCAAGAUAAAAAUAGUGUCAUCUGGAGACCAGCUCCACGCUGAGAGUCCUUUGCGAUCAUCUGGCACCACCAUUCCCCAACGUUCUGUUGAUCCAGCGGUUCUUAAUUCACUUUGUUUUAAAAUUGGAGAGACCUGUAAAUCUAAAGGAGUGCUGGGUUACUUCUCAGUGGAUUUUGCAACUUUCAUCCACCCACAAACGAUGGAGCAGCAGGUGUGGGCAACAGACCUUGACCUUUGCUAUAGUGACCAGCUGGCCUUGACUCAGCUCAUGUUGUACGUGACAGAUGGAAACCUGGAUUGUACCUCCAGCUGCUUUGAAGUAUCUCUUGGUUCAAAGGAAAUGGAAAGCCAACGUAUUGAGCACGACGAGACAGAAACUCCUUCUCCAAGAAGCAGCUGGUGUGCCGCAGCAAGCAGCCAACUGAGGCACUCCGGCCUUGCAGAAACCUACUACAGUGUUCUCCUCCAGACGUGUAAAGUGCGUGGGGUUGGAUUUGACCUCCAGGAAAAACAGGGAACAGUUUUUAUAUUGUAUGACGAUCAGCAGCGAUACAGACUGGGAAUGAUAACAAUUGGAGAAGAUCUCCAGGGGGUCCUCAUGACCUUUGCUCGCAAUCUCUUCAUCAUCCAUCAAGAAAUAUCAGCACCUAAUAUGCAAGGCGAGACCAAUUUUAAGAUGGCAAUUCAAGAUAUCGAAGCAAUUCUAGGAAUUACAGCAGAAAACAAACUGAAAUUGGAAGAGGAGCAACCUUCAGCAGCAGAUGCUCUGAAAGAAUAGUUAACGGGAAAUGUUUAAGCGCCUUAUUCUUUAUGCUCCUGGAAACGCUUUCUCAUCUGUAAGAACAGGUUUGGUUUUCCUUCUGCACCAGCAUGUGAAGGAAUAUUAACUGAGGGAACAGUUCUCAUUUCUAAGCAUGGUGUUUAAAAGAAUAUCCCUGCUUUCACAAAAAUAGACUGCUAAAAAGCAGAGGAUCAUGAUGAACACCUCUGUUCAUACUGUCACUCCUGAAGUACAGUAUCUGAAUUUAAAAUCUUGUUAAUAGGGGUCACGUUGUCUUUGUCACUAAAUCAGAUGAGGAGAUCAUGCUCCACUGAAGAGUCCCAUAACCCUAAAUUCUCCUUCAAACCUACUUUAUUCUAAAACAGACUUCUGACGUGAAAGUAGGUCCAGUGUUCUUCUACCUACACUUAAAUGCCACCUUAGCAGUAAGCCCACAACCCAGAUUCCUCUUUAGAACUGAUUGGCCAUAUUAUCUUUCCACUAUUUCUUUUGUUAUCUACAGAUUCUUGAAGCAUUUUUUCAUGUUCAUUUUCAAAUUAUCAGAAAUACUAGUAAUAGCACUAGUUCAACAAUGGAUUGUGAAGGGACCAUCAGAAUCGUACUACAAUUCCCAAUGCACCAUGAUUUUACAGAUCCAUCUGUCCAUCAGGUAGAUCCUGUAUUUCAGACAAUGGUGACUCUUCUCGUCAUAAUUUCUGUGCACUGUAAUGUUAAAGGACUACAGGUACAUUUGUAAAAUUAUCCAUCAAAUCUCUCAUAUGCCACCAGACAACACAGUUAAUUUUACUAUGGAGAGCACAUCUUAACCACUGGAUGGAUACUCCUGUCCAAGCAUGGCAACUAUCUUUGAGAUUACUUCUCAAAAAGCUCAGGCAGAACCAGUUUUUAAAGACAAACAAUGAAUGUGACCAAGCAGUCGCAGAAGAUCAGUGCCCAGGUUUGCCAAUGCCCAGGUCUUUGAUCCGUUACCUUCAUAAAUGAUCUUUUGUGUUAAUGUUUUUCUCUCCUGCUUUGAUCACAGAAGUAAUUACUGCAGAUGAGAACGUUUGCAUAAAUGCUGAUCCCUGCUUCAGAUAAAAAUCUAAAAGUAUUUCUGUUUAAUUCUUUUGUUUUGUUCCUUUCUUACAUGUAAUCUCAAUACAGUCUUGGGUUUGGAUAUUCCAGCACCCACAGAUUUUUCUAACAGAAAAUUUAACCUGUGAAUAAACUUCCUUGAAGUCUCUAUUCUUUAUA